Messenger RNA from Monopterus albus (swamp eel), 4064 nucleotides. RefSeq names its product leucine rich repeat and Ig domain containing 2 (gene lingo2). Bases 1106 to 2947 code for a protein of 613 amino acids. Gene Ontology annotation, molecular function: protein binding. The transcript is spliced from 7 exons. The record is from RefSeq and is a predicted model, not a curated record. Gene Ontology annotation, cellular component: plasma membrane. Lineage: Eukaryota; Metazoa; Chordata; Actinopteri; Synbranchiformes; Synbranchidae.
GCAGUAGGUGGCGGUGCACACCUUUCAAGUUGGUUUGAAAGAAGAAGAAGAAGCCCCCUGAUUACACACACACCUACAAACACCAUUAUAUUUGCACUGGUUUCAUCCUCUACUUGGGAUUAUGUCUUCUGUGUUCUCCUGCUCUCCUCUCCACACAUUGCCUUUGUUUUCUGCCAUCACUGUUAUUUUGUCAUGACCUCCAUGUAAGAAACUCCUGCAAGCUGGAUGACCUGGACAGAAAGGAGGAUGGUCUGUGACAAAGAUUUUGGACUAAAGGCAUAGUGGAUUGUGAUCAUCACCAAGGCAUUAGGAAGCUCCAUAUGUCUCUCUACUGCAAGCUUUUGCAGAGGUGCCUGAAAGUUUCCAUCCGGAGAGGGGGGGGACAACCUCCCCUUGUUGGGGAUGAACAGCGGAUGCUGAAUUUCAUUCCUGAAGGCAGGUGGGAGAGCUGUGGAGUCCGGCUGGAUUCAAUUGCAGUGGAGCUGGUAGUGCGCACCAGAAGAGACCUACAGUGCCUCUUUCUCUCUCAGUCGCAUGCAUUUUCCACUAGAAUACAUAACAAUAUUUCACUUUGCCAAAGUGGAAUAUCACGAAGAGGCAACCCAAAAGAAAAUCUCCUGAACAAGGGAAGUAAAAUGGAAUGGGUUAUGUACAGAAUCGAUGAAGGACAUCCUGUUUACAAAAAGUAAUUUCAAAUCAGAAAAGGCUUCAAAUUGGAUUCUCAAUCUGAGAGACUUGGAAAAUUGUUUCCCUUUUUUCUUUGUGGAACAGCGCUGAUCUUCAGACAGUUUAUUUUGUGGGCUAUAGGGUUCUGGAUGAUAUUUCAAGACUAAAUCUGUGUAGGCACCUACCCGCUCUCCUGGUAGAAAGCAGACAUGUUUGUUGCCUCUGUUCCAGUGUGACCCUUGAGUAAAUGACCUGUGAAUAGAGUCACACAGGGGAUUUUCUUAAGGACUUCCUUGCUUCUGUAUCAGUGUAUGGACAACUGACCUUGGGAAGCCCAACAGAUAAAAGACCAAAAGUAGGGACAACCAAAGCAAAAGAGGGGAGAAAGAAUAGGAGAUGGCUGAGGGGAUGAUUGCUUCUCAAAGUGAACCGUGACAGAAUGGUCGACUGUAUGAGCAAAGUCAUGCUGCACACGGUCGUCUCAUGCUGGCAGCCAUUCCUAGGACUGGCCCUUGUGGCUGUCUUUGUAAGUUCCACCCUAGGAUGUCCCUCGCGUUGCGAGUGUUCGGCGCAGAGCAAGGCAGUUGUCUGUCACCGCAAGCGCAUGCUCAGCAUCCCAGAGGGCAUCCCAACAGAGACCAGGAUCCUGGACCUGAGUAAGAACAAGCUGACAAUGAUCAACCCUGAUGAUUUUGUUGCUUUUCCUGGGCUUGAGGAACUUGACUUAAGUGGAAAUAUUAUCAGUUAUGUUGAGCCUGGAGCUUUCAAUGCCCUGUUCAACAUGCACUCACUCAGUCUCAAGAGUAAUCGAAUCAAGCUCAUUCCUCUGGGUGUCUUCACAGGCUUAACAAAUCUUACCCGACUGGAUAUAAGUGACAACAAAAUUGUCAUUCUCCUGGAUUAUAUGUUUCAGGACUUGCACAAUCUAAAGUUUUUGGAAGUGGGUGACAAUGAUCUGGUUUACAUUUCUCACCGUGCAUUCAGUGGACUUUUAAGCUUGGAGAUACUAACCUUAGAAAGGUGUAAUCUUACAGUUGUGCCCACUGAGGCCCUUUCCCACCUGCAUAACCUAGUCAGCCUCCAUCUACGAUACCUCAGCAUCAGCACUUUGCAUCCCUACUCAUUCAAAAAGCUGUUCCGUCUGCGGCAUUUAGAAAUUGAUAAUUGGUCUUCACUAGACCAUGUGCCAGCCAAUACCCUACAUGGUCUCAACCUGACGACGCUGUUUAUAACCAACACCAACUUGUCCUCCUUCCCUUACCAAGCCCUGAAGCAUCUGCCCUACCUGACACACCUUAACCUGUCCUACAACCGCAUCAGGCACAUUGAAGGGGCAAUGCUAAUGGAGCUUGUAAGGCUGCGAGAACUCCAUCUGGUUGGAGCUCAGUUAACCACAAUUGAACCAUAUGCUUUCCAGGGCCUGAGGGGGCUUAAAGUCCUAAAUGUCUCUCACAAUCGACUGGAUACGCUGGAGAAGGGUGUUUUUCAGUCUCCUGAGGCUCUGGAAGUUCUUCUUAUUGACAACAAUCCCUUAGUGUGUGACUGUCGUCUCAUGUGGAUCUUACAGAAAAGGCAUUCCAUCUUCUUUGGGGAUUUGCAGCCAGAAUGCAGCACACCAGAAGGUAUCCGAGGCAGACCUUUCAAGGAGUUUAAGGAGACUCUUCUGUCCUAUUAUGUGACAUGCACCAAGCCAAAAAUUCGUGAGAACAAAACACAGACGAUCACUGUGGAUGAGGGCCAGCAGGCAAUGUUGCGCUGCAGUGCUGAGGGGACACCAAGACCAAUUGUGUCCUGGUUGUCCCCACGCCGACGAGUUCUGACAAGCAGGAGCCAUGGUAGAGUGACCGUCCACAACAAUGGCACACUGGAGAUCAAGUCUGCAGAGGUACAAGACAGUGGAGUGUACCUUUGUCUUGCCUCCAACACUGCUGGGAAUGACACCCUUAUGACUUCACUGGCGGUGAAAAGUCUGGGGUCGCUGUACGCUAACAGGACCCAGUACUAUACAGAUCCCAGCAAUACUACUGCCAAUGGGACAACCAGUGUUACCCUCGGUUUGGACCUAAAGACUAUUUUAGUGUCAACAGCUAUGGGUUGUUUUACAUUCCUGGGAGUGGUCUUGUUUUGUUUCCUGCUCCUUUUUGUUUGGAGCAGAGGAAAAGGAAAACAUAAAAACAACAUAGAUGUUGAAUACGUGCCUCGGUCAAAGUCUAAUGGCACUAACGUUGACUCAGCAGAGGGACAAGCAGGUUCUCGUCGUUUUAACAUGAAAAUGAUGUGACUUCUUUUACAGAUCACAAAUUCUGGAUUAUGGAAAUGCCCAAAGUACAUUGUAUUUUUUUGCAAACAGGACUACUGAACUUUCCACUGUUACAGGGAGAGUGAGAGUGAAAAUUCCCGGGCAUCAUAACAAGUUGAGCUGUACCUUACUAUAACUGGAUCUUGACAAAAUGUUUGGAUUGUGUUUCAAAUACUGAAAAGCAUAGUGGGACAUCCUCUUACGUAUUUGCCAGGCUGGCAACUUCUUCAGCACGGAUGAGGAGUGAAAACUAUUGCCGCCAAGGGGACCUGAAGGGAAUAGGUGUCAUUUAUGAGCUUUUUGAAAUUUAUAUGCCCAAAAAGAACCCUAAGUUUGGGGUUGGAUCUACAAACUUCGCUAAACCAUGUACAGUACAAAUUUGUAUCUAAGCUAUUAACCCUAAUUGUUUAGUCUUGCUCCAUGCUUAUUCACUGAACAAAUCAACGAACCAGACCAUAAUUUCCUAUGUUCAGCACUUUGAAUAUGUGUACCUAAUGCUUCAAUAUGUACAUGUAUGUACAUAUUCAUUCAAACAAACUAUUCAUAGCAAUAUUCAUGGGAUGCAUUAGCCAAAAUUGAUAUAACCCAUAUGUUUUUUGAAGUUUCCAUGAAUUCAGGAAGGGCUGCUGUGGGUGAUUAUCUGUCCCUGUCCCCCAAUUGACUCCUAAAUAUUAGUAAAUAUAUAUAUUAUUUAUCAUUGAAAAUAGAAGACAAAACAUUUUAUUUAUAAAAAAUGUUGAGCAUUUUACAAAAAUCAGUCCUCAAAUGCUGUUCAGGAUAUAACAUGACACUUGGGUCAUCAUAAACAUGACUUGGUAUCGAUCAAAAUUUCACAUGACCCACCUUUUUGUCCCAUUUUUGUCUAUUUUUAUUCCUUUAACUGUAUCUUUGCUGGUUGGCAAACUACUACUCAAUUUUACUACAGUGACAUUUGCAUCAUUUUUCCGCCAUAGAAAAUUUGGACUUUGUUGUUGUAGUUCCUCAUUUUGUUGUUGAAUCAUUUAGAUUGUGAAAAUUUCAAAAGUAAAAGUAAAAAAAUGUAUGUGAAAUAAAAGAAGAUGUAUUUGUACCAGUGAGUAUGACUAAAUGGCUAAUACAU